UACACGAAGACAGGCGCGCAACAACACAUUGCACUAGUUCCAGCCUUCGGUAAAUUAGCUUGACACGCUUUUACAGCUCGUUAUUAUUUGACUAGUUACGUUAGAUAUUCGUCGUUAGUAGCUAGACCUAGUUUUACAUUUAUCAAUAGGAUAGUUAUGGAGAUUUAUAUGGAGUCUUCACCGGACCCUGCUUCCAGUGACGCGGGAAACAGCGUCUCUAAACCGGCUACUCCAGUCAUGGACACGCCGGCGAACCUGGAGACCCUCCAAACGGACGACCACCACCAAACCCCUGUUAGAGGACAGAGUCGUUCCGGCUCCAACAAAGGGACGUCAGCAGCGAAGAAGACACAUACAUCUCAAAUUGAAAUUAUUCCUUGCAAGAUAUGUGGAGAUAAGUCGUCAGGUAUCCACUACGGCGUGAUCACCUGCGAAGGCUGCAAGGGUUUCUUCAGGAGGAGCCAGCAGAGUAAUGCAGGGUACUCCUGCCCUCGUCAGAAGAACUGUUUGAUUGACAGGACCAGCAGAAACCGUUGCCAACACUGUAGACUGCAGAAAUGCCUGACCGUAGGCAUGUCACGGGACGCGGUGAAGUUUGGACGUAUGUCCAAGAAGCAGAGAGACAGCCUGUACGCUGAGGUCCAGAAACACCGUCUCCAGCAGGCCCAGCAGCUGCAGAGAGACCUCCACCCUCAUCAGAACCCGGGGGAGGUCGAGCCUCUCUCUCCCCACUACGGCCUCACUGACCUCCACGAAGCCCUGGGAGGGUACAUGGAGGAACACAGCCCCGAGGGGGGUAACGGCCCAGCCUCCAAGGGGGGCUCUGACUCAGGAGGAGCGGGGGGGUUCUACCUGGACAUUCAGCCAUCUCCUGAUCAGUCUGGUCUGGAUAUUAACGGUAUAAAACCAGAGCCUCUGUGUGAUUAUGGUUCCAACCAGGGUUUCUUCCCCUACUGUUCCUUCACCAACGGAGAGACGUCUCCCACAGUAUCUAUGGCUGAGCUAGAACACCUGGGCCAGAACAUCUCCAAGUCCCACCAGGAGACGUGUCAGUACCUGAGGGAGGAGCUGCAGAGCAUGAGCUGGCAGGCCUUCCUCCAGGAGGAGAUAGAGACCUACCAGACGAAGCCAGAGGAGGUGAUGUGGCAGCUGUGUGCCAUCAAGAUAACGGAGGCCAUCCAGUACGUGGUGGAGUUCGCCAAACGCAUCGACGGCUUCAUGGAGCUCUGUCAGAACGACCAGAUAGUGCUGCUCAAAGCAGGGUCUCUUGAAGUGGUGUUCAUCAGAAUGUGUCGUGCCUUUGACUCUCAGAACGGCACCGUCUACUUUGAUGGGAAAUACGCCGGGACUGAUGUCUUCAAAGCGUUAGGUUGUGACGAUCUGAUCCGCCUGGUCUUUGAGUUUGGGAAGAGUAUGUCUGUCAUCCAUCUCUCUGAGGAGGAGAUCGCUCUGUUCUCAGCGUACGUCCUGAUGUCUGCAGAUCGGACGUGGCUUCAGGAGAAGGGGAAGGUAGAGAAGCUGCAACAGAAGAUCCAGCUGGCUUUACAACAUGUCCUUCAGAAGAAUGGCAGAGAGGACCUGGUUCUCACCAAGUUGAUAUGCAAAGUGUCGACCCUGCGGGCGUUAGUCAGCCGGCAUACAGAGAAGCUGACGGCCUUCAGAGCAACCUACCCAGACAUUGUCCAAGCCCACUUCCCUCCACUAUACAAGGAGCUGUUUGGCUCAGACUUUGAACAGGGCUCCAUGUCCAUAGACGGCUAGCCAAGGACCCGUCGUUAUACUACCGUACUGUAUCUGCCCUGUACUGUAGUUUACCUCAUGGUGCCAGUGUUGAUCUUUGAGAGACGGAGAGACACCGUGGAAUGAGAGACACUCAGACAGUGCCUUGGUCCUGGCCCUAACCUGCUUUUACCUGGACAGACAGAUGACGUUUCUUCUCCUCUGUGUCCUCCUGGAUGAUGAGUUGGAAUGUUUCUGGGAGGAAAAAAAAACAGUCAAGCACUUAGAAAACCAACAGCCUUUCCUCUCACAACAAUAAACCUAUUGGGACAGGGGGAGUGGAUUCAGCCACAACACUUACCUGUAGACAACGGUGUGAUGGACAGUGGAUUCAGCCACAACCCUUUACCUGUAGACAACGGUGUGAUGGACAGCGGAUACAGCCACAACACUUUACCUGUAGACAACGGUGUGAUGGACAGCGGAUUCAGCCACAACACUUUACCUGUAGACAACGGUGUGAUGGACAGCAGUUACAGCCACAACACUUUACCUAUAGACAACGGUGUGAUGGACAGCAGUGUGAUGGGGAAGUGGUGUUGAGUUCUACACCCCUUUCACUAAACAUCACAUUCAAAGCCAUCUGCUAUUAAACCUUCACAACAGGAAGAGGAGUGGAAGUCACCACCACGACAAUAACAGGGUUAUGUCCCAAAGUGCACCCUAUUCCCAUACGCAGUGCACUACGUGUAAUAAGAGGAUCUGGUUAAAAGUAGUGCCCUCAUUUAGGGAAUAGGGUGCCGUUUGGGAUGCAGAUCAAGGUGUCCAUUCCACCUCUUUCCAAUGUCCUACAGGGUAUUGCUAUGCUGAUCAUAAAUACAUACUAUAUUGAGAUAUGAAUCAAUGUUUUACAAUCUAUUUGUGUUAUAGCUUGUAUCUCUCCCAUUUGUUCCAAUUGACGAGCCACUUUUACUGACGCCUGUCAGUAAUGAAUGAAUCGUGUGUAUUGUCCACACCUGUCUCUGAGUAAAUGAAUGAAUCGUGUGAUGUCCACACCUGUCUCUGAGUUAAUGAAUGAAUCGUGUGUAUUGUCCACACCUGUCUCUGAGUUAAUGAAUGAAUCGUGUGUAUUGUCCACACCUGUCUCUGAGUUAAUGAAUGAAUCGUGUGAUGUCCACACCUGUCUCUGAGUUAAUGAAUGAAUCGUGUGUAUUGUCCACACCUGUCUCUGAGUUAAUGAAUGAAUCGUGUGUAUUGUCCACACCUGUCUCUGAGUUAAUGAAUGAAUCGUGUGAUGUCCACACCUGUCUCUGAGUUAAUGAAUGAAUCGUGUGUAUUGUCCACACCUGUCUCUGAGUUAAUGAAUGAAUCGUGUAUUGUCCACACCUGUCUCUGAGUUAAUGAAUGAAUCGUGUAUUGUCCACACCUGUCUCUGAGUUAAUGAAUGAAUCGUGUAUUGUCCACACCUGUCUCUGAGUUAAUGAAUGAAUCGUGUGAUGUCCACACCUGUCUCUGAGUUAAUGAAUGAAUCGUGUAUUGUCCACACCUGUCUCUGAGUUAAUGAAUGAAUCGUGUGUAUUGUCCACACCUGUCUCUGAGUUAAUGAAUGAAUCGUGUGUAUUGUCCACACCUGUCUCUGAGUUAAUGAAUGAAUCGUGUGUAUUGUCCACACCUGUCUCUGAGUUAAUGAAUGAAUCGUGUGUAUUGUCCACACCUGUCUCUGAGUUAAUGAAUGAAUCGUGUGUAUUGUCCACACCUGUCUCUGAGUUAAUGAAUGAAUCGUGUGUAUUGUCCACACCUGUCUCUGAGAUAAUGAAUGAAUCGUGUGUAUUGUCCACACCUGUCUCUGAGUUAAUGAAUGAAUCGUGUGUAUUGUCCACACCUGUCUCUGAGUAAAUGAAUGAAUCGUGUGAUGUCCACACCUGUCUCUGAGUUAAUGAAUGAAUUGUGUGUAUUGUCCACACCUGUCUCUGAGUUAAUGAAUGAAUCGUGUAUUGUCCACACCUGUCUCUGAGUUAAUGAAUGAAUCGUGUGUAUUGUCCACACCUGUCUCUGAGUUAAUGAAUGAAUCGUGUGUAUUGUCCACACCUGUCUCUGAGUUAAUGAAUGAAUCGUGUGUAUUGUCCACACCUGUCUCUGAGUUAAUGAAUGAAUCGUGUGUAUUGUCCACACCUGUCUCUGAGUUAAUGAAUGAAUCGUGUGAUGUCCACACCUGUCUCUGAGUAAAUGCAAUACUGUGAUCCAUUAAAGAAUCAAUAGUCCAUUUCCA
Molecule: messenger RNA, 3988 nt
Organism: Salmo salar (Atlantic salmon)
Lineage: Eukaryota; Metazoa; Chordata; Actinopteri; Salmoniformes; Salmonidae
Product: nuclear receptor ROR-alpha A
Biological process (GO): regulation of transcription by RNA polymerase II
Cellular component (GO): nucleus
Molecular function (GO): nuclear receptor activity; RNA polymerase II cis-regulatory region sequence-specific DNA binding; zinc ion binding
Source: RefSeq, a predicted model, not a curated record